Molecule: messenger RNA, 1077 nt
Organism: Acaromyces ingoldii
Lineage: Eukaryota; Fungi; Basidiomycota; Exobasidiomycetes; Exobasidiales; Cryptobasidiaceae
Product: histidine-phosphotransfer domain, HPT domain-containing protein
Exons: 3
Coding region: 291-839 (182 amino acids)
Biological process (GO): phosphorylation; phosphorelay signal transduction system
Cellular component (GO): cytoplasm; nucleus
Molecular function (GO): protein histidine kinase binding; histidine phosphotransfer kinase activity
Source: RefSeq, a predicted model, not a curated record
CUUUUUAGGCUCGCGCCACCUUCGUUAAGCUUAUCGCCCUUUUCUGUGUCUUUCCUUUGUCCGGCGGAGGCAAGAAGAGAGAGAGAGGGACAGCAGGCAACGACAGACGGAACGGAACGGUGACGCGGACCUGCGCUUUUUUCUCUCUCUUUCUCUCAAUAAAGACGGAGCAGCUCCGCCUUUUGCCCUCUUCUUGACUCCACCACACGGGCGCUGGGGCUCCACUCCUCCGAUCUCUCCUUCGACGCUGGGAGUAUCACGAAAUUGUUUGAUCGACAGUCUGCUGCACCAUGGCAGACGUUGAGGCUGCGGCGGCGGCCAAAGAGCAAGCCUCAAAGGGAACAACACAGGCCGACGUAGACCGAGCAGCGGCAACGGUGACACCAGGCGACGUGAACAGCAUGUCGCCCGAGAUCAUCGACAUGGACAUUUUUGGCCAGCUCCUCGAGAUGGACGACGAGGACGACCGAGAGUUCUCCAAGGAAAUUGUCUGGAACUACUUCGAUCAGGCCGAAAGCACCUUUUCCAAGAUGGACCAAGCGCUGUCGAAAAAGGACCUGCCGGAACUGUCGACAUUGGGGCACUUUCUCAAGGGGAGCAGCGCGGCCGUCGGCGUAAUCAAGGUUCGGGACAGCUGCGAGUACAUGCAGCACUACGGCAAGAAAGCAGACAAGGACGGCAUCACGGAAUUGUCUGCUGAGGCGGCCUUGGAGAAGCUCACGACGACGCUCGAGGGCGUCAAGAUCGAGUAUAAGGAGGCAGAGGUGGCUCUGAGGAAAUUCUACGAAGACGACGAAGGCGAAGACGGGGAGAAUGAGGCAGAAGAAGACGAAGAGUAAAGGUUGCAGGGAAUUUCAAUGCGAAGACUUAGAGUCUCUUCGACCACCAGCAUCACCACCACAGCAGUGCGAGUGCGCCCAACUGUCAAAGAAAGAAAGAAACUGUAUCAUUUUUUUUCCUCCUCCUUGUCUUGUUCGUACACACUCUCUUUUCACUCCAAACAACUCCCCCUUGCUAUUUGUCUCAUUUCGUAAAGACGGCGGACAGGAGCGAGGUAGGCUCCUCAGUAACGAAUGC